AAACCUCAUCGAAAGAAACGGUCGUCAUGGCAAAUAUAUCCUGGCCCCGCGAUCCUGUGCUGCCAGCACCAGUGACAAGCCCUGGUGCGCAUACACGUUCUACGUUUUCCCCAACAGUUCCUAUGCAAACUCUUACUUCAGCCGGAACCACCCUCAGCAACGGUUCACUGACCGAGAAGGAGAAGUAUGAAAUGGCUUGGAAAUAUGAAGGAUACAAAGAAUUUGGGAGGUGGAUGGCUUCUGACGAUGACUUUUUCGUGUUUCGGCGCUUUGAGAGUCUGAAUGCAACAACAAUAGCAUAUUUGCAGUACCGCAUCUCGCAGCUCGAAAGCGAACUGGAAGAUAUCCAUCGUGCAAACGUUCAGGAAAAAGACCGUAAAAAUUCAAGCUUCAAAUGGGAUGAGCAGUAUCAGCAGGACCGCUUUCAUAUCAUGGGCGAACUAUCGCGCCUACUCCUACACUAUAAUCAAUAUAUCGAUGCGUUUUCCAAGAUACGUAAACGCCCACGAGCGGAGCCCCGUCAAAUCAAGAGUAUGGAAAACUGGCUGGAGCGCGGCGCCAUCACCGGAGCAGAAAAGGGGUUCGUCACUCACAAGAGCGAUCUGAUAUCCAUAAACGAGAGAGUUCGCCCACCUCUAGGCCGGUGGCUAGAGGCAUGUCGCAUCCUACACACAUGGAGAAUCUUCAAGGCGAGGUUUAGAGAGGACCUACAUGUGCGAUCGGACGCUACAUCGUACUCUAGCGACGAAACCUUUGAGAGCUUCACGUCAAUUGGAAUAAUUGUUCUGGGCCUUGCCAUGCUCCUCGCGCCCUUGUGGUGGCUGGAGCGUGUCAAGGACAGCCAAGAUCGGCUGAAGAUUAUCACGGGUUUUGUUACCCUUUUCAUAUCGUUAAUGACAGGCGCAACUAUCAACAGACCUUUCGAAGUCGUGGCAUCGACUGCAGCAUAUGCGGCGGUUCUCAUGGUGUUCAUGCAGAUUGGAGGUUCGUGAAGCCAUUGGGGGAUGUGUCCCGUAUCCCGUUGUGCGAACACCUGCUUUUUGUGCUUGGACAAGAUGUCGGAGAGCCUGGAACCAUGGUGAGGCUGUACCAUCGUGGAGUCGCGAGUGUCAAAUCUAGGUACAGAUUAUUGUUUUUCAGUGCGCUUUGGAUGAGGAAACAAACCAAGAGGAAUAUGUGCGUGUAUGGAUGUGUGGGAAGGGGGGAGAGGGAAGGAACCUGUUUGCGAUCACCGUGGAUGAUAAGACAAACAUUUCAGAGUCUCCAUGGUAUUAUUGUUGGCGGCCUCGGAAAGGAUAUCUUUUACUUAGCAAAUACCUACCGGGGUGUCUUUGUUUUCUUUAGGUCCUAGGGUAUCAUGGAUUACAUCAUCAUCUGC
Molecule: messenger RNA, 1378 nt
Organism: Pyrenophora tritici-repentis Pt-1C-BFP
Lineage: Eukaryota; Fungi; Ascomycota; Dothideomycetes; Pleosporales; Pleosporaceae
Source: RefSeq, a predicted model, not a curated record